This is a messenger RNA of Neltuma alba, 2322 nucleotides long. Its product is annotated as pentatricopeptide repeat-containing protein At1g53600, mitochondrial-like. Gene Ontology annotation, molecular function: protein binding; RNA binding. Gene Ontology annotation, biological process: RNA modification. NCBI's taxonomy places the organism in Eukaryota, Viridiplantae, Streptophyta, Magnoliopsida, Fabales, Fabaceae. The record is from RefSeq and is a predicted model, not a curated record. The transcript has a single exon. The coding region runs from base 295 to 2322 and encodes 675 amino acids.
CGCCACGGACAAUUUAAAGUCUUGAUCAUAUAAUACUGAGCCAUUACAAUUGGUCCUGGGAUGGAUAUCAGGGGUUUCUUGCGGUGGGAAACUAACGUUUGUAAUUGGAUCAUGCAGUGAGAAGAAAAUGAAUAGGUAGUAACGGUAUGUGGAGGAAAUAUAUGAAGGGAAGAAUGUCCUGCUUCGAAAUACACAAUCAUCUUUCCUCUGAUUUCUAGAUACUCAACUCUGGUAUUUCAGUUCCGGCUGUACCUCUUCGGCAAUGGAGUUAUCGCCUCAACCCCAAAUGGAGACAUGCUAACGAAGCUUCUUUUCGAGCGAUUUUGUCGUCUAAAGCAUUCAAUUUUUAUGAUUAGUUUUCCCCAGAUAUCCAAAUUUCUUCAUACCGAUGCGAAAAGGGUUAAAGGCGGUAAAUUGAUCGCACACUGGAAUUCUCAGAUCACCAAAAAUGGCAGAAACGGUAAUAUCAAAGAGGCAGAGUCAAUAUUUAGGAGUAUGCCCAGAAAGAGUACUGUCUCCUGGACUGCUAUGCUCACUGCUUAUGGUGAAAAUGGCCAAAUUGCAAAUGCCCGCAAAAUGUUCGAAGAAAUGCCAGAACGAACCACAGCUUCCUAUAAUGCUAUGAUUUCUGCUUAUAUACGUAAUGGAUGUAACGUCCAUGAAGCUUAUAGGUUGUUUUCUAUGAUGCAUGAACGCAACGACGUCUCAUAUGCUGCUAUGAUUACUGGUUUUGUUCGUGCAAGAAUGUUCCAUGAGGCUGAAAAAUUGUACUUUGAAGCUCCGCUAGAGUUGCGGGAUCCGGCUUGUUCGAAUGCAUUGAUAAUUGGGUUUUCGAAGAUAGAUAGAAUAAAUGAGGCGUUGUGGGUUUUUGUGGGCAUGGCUGAGAGAGACGUGUUCUCUUGGACUUCUAUGAUUGAUGGUUUGUGCAGAAAUGGAAGGAUUGUUGAUGCUAGAAACUUGUUUGAUAGAAUGCCUGAAAGAAACGUGGUUUCCUGGAGUGCAAUGAUAGAUGGGUAUAUGAAAAAAGGAUGCUUCAAAGAUGGGUUUGAUUUGUUUUUAAAUAUGAGAAGGGAAAAUCUGGUGGAGGUUAAUUCCACAACCAUGACUAUAGUGUUGAAAGCUUGCGGUUGUUGUGGUGGGAUUCGAGAGGGAAUGCAAAUACAUGGGCUGGUUUCACGCAUGGGAUUUGAAUCUGAUGAUGUUUUGAGUAACACCAUUGUAACCAUGUAUUGCACAUUGGGUUGCGUGGACAUGGCAGACAAAAUAUUUAGCUCCAUAAGCAAGAGGGACAUAGUUUCUUGGAAUUCCUUGAUCUCUGGAUAUGUUCAUAACGAUGAAAUAGAAGCAGCUUACAGGCUUUUCCUGAAUAUGCCAGAGAAAGACUUGAUUUCUUGGACAGCCAUGAUCACUGGAUUCUGUAAUAACGGGAGAGUUCGAAAGGCCAUCAAGCUAUUUGAAAUGUUGCCGGAGAAAGAUGAUAUUGUCUGGACUGCCAUUAUUUCUGGAUUUGUGAGGAAUACGCAAUAUGAGAAAGCUUUGCAUUGGUAUGUUCAGAUGCUUCGAGGAGGAUGCAGACCAAAUCCUUUAACACUAAGCAGUGUUCUUUCAGCUUCAGCUGCUUUGGUGAUGCUGAAUCAAGGGAUGCAAAUUCAUACUAAUGUUUUGAAGAUGAACUUGGAAUGUGAUUUAUCUGUACAAAACUCUCUUGUAUCAAUGUAUUCCAAAUGUGGGUAUGUGAGUGCUGCCUACACGAUCUUCAUAGACGUCAUUGAACCAAACAUAGUUUCUUUCAACUCAAUCAUUACUGGGUUUGCCCAAAAUGGCUUUGGUGAAGAAGCCAUUAAAAUCUACAAGAAAAUGCAGUGUGAAGGGCCUGAACCCAACCAUGUUACUUUCCUUGCUGUUCUUUCAGCCUGCACUCAUGCAGGACUGGUACAAGAAGGAUGGAAUUGCUUCAACUCGAUGAAAUCUGAAUAUGGAAUUGAACCAGGACCUGAUCACUAUGCAUGCAUGGUCGAUCUCCUUGGCCGUGCAGGGUUGCUAGAUGAAGCAGUUGAUUUGAUAAGGUCAAUGCCAGUGAAACCUCAUUCUGGUGUUUGGGGGGCCGUUCUUGGGGCAAGCAAGACAUAUUCACGUCUUGACAUUGCGAAGCUUGCAGCACAAUGUAUUAUUGAAAUGGAACCUUCUAAUGCAAAUCCUUAUGUAGUGAUGUCAAACUUGUAUUCUGUUUCUGGUAAAGAGGCUGAGAGGAACCAAGUCAGAAUCACAAAGAACCUGAAAGGAAUUAAGAAAAGUCCAGGUUGUAGUUGGAUUACUGUGUAA